AUGUCAUCAUUCCAGUGUCCUUCGUGUGGCAAGGGCGGUUUCAAGAACGAUGUCACUGUUGCUCAUCACAUGAGCCAACCUUGCUCUGGGUGCAGUACGUGGCUGCAGGAUUUGAUAUGCUUGCGCUCCGAGUCUGAUUCCCGUAUGGACUCGGAUGACGAACCAAAUAUUUCCAUGGAUAUGGACGAUGCCAGUGAACCGAAUAUGCCCGACAUCGAGUCUGGUGGUUUGGGGGAUUGGGAUGAGAUGUCUCGAGGGAGUACUAGUGGUAGUGAGAGCCAGGAAAUGCCAACUCACAACUCGGAAGUUAUCGACUCGUAUCCUGACUGUGCUCAAUCAUACGGCAAGGGCUACACAUUCCUCAAUCUAUUCAAUUCCGACAAUAACAGCAAACACCGUGCAACGAAUCCGUAUUACCCAUUCAGCGGCCGGAAAGACUGGGAAGUUGGGUCGUGGCUCCUUCGCUCAGGAUUGAGCAUGGGGAAGAUAGACAAUUUUCUUUCGCUCGAGAUGACUCUGUUCAAUCCUCGUGUCCUCUCGGCUCUUAGGAUUAUUAUCCUAGUCCGAUCCUCUGAGCCUUGGGAUUAUAUCCCUAAGGCUAAAUACCUCCGCCUCUACCUUCGGGUAGUCUAUACCUUGUUAGUUUCUACCCGGACAAAGUCUCGGGUAGUCUUCCCUCUUUCGGGCACAUACUCGGGUAAAGAGCGCAGCGCACGAGCUGAAGCUAAGCCCCUCCGGUCUGACCCGUUGAACACGGUCUUAACACUCAACCAUCCUGCCUUUCACGAUCAGCUCGACUUUACGCCUCACAGGGUGUACACCACUGCGCAGAGGUUGUGUCACGUGUAUUCGGAAUGGAUGACCGGUGAUGACGCGUGGAAUAUGCAGUCAGCCCUACCAAGAGGUGCAACGCUCCUCGGGACCAUAUUAUCGUCUGACAAGACAAAUAUAUUGACCAUGACGGGCGACAGAGUUGCACAUCCCCUUCUCAUUAGCCUUGCUAAUAUUCGCAUGUCCACCCGACUAAAAUCAUCCUCGAAUGCCUUUGUCCUUACUGCUCUACUCCCUGUCCCGAAAUUCAUCUACAAGAAGAAACACAUGAGAGGUGUACUUGAGGAUCGCCUCAUUCAUGAGUGCUUGGAUAUAGUUCUACGUCCACUUAAGGUAGCCGCCCGCGAAGGGGUCAUGCUGUCAGAUCCUGUUGGACACAGUCGCUACUGUUUUACACCACUCACGAGCUAUAUUGUCGACACCCCGGAGGCCAUGAUGCUGGCUGCCGUUGGCGGGAAAACCUCUCCGGUCACUAUGGCCAUGUACAAACAGUUUGGAGACCCUUUCCGUCAUGAACCUCGUACACGAGCAACUACACUCUCCCAGCUUGCCAGCGCACGGAGUAAAGUUGAUCCCGAUGACAUUGAGGCAUUUUUUUGUGAGGCACAGAAGUUUCGUCUGAAUGGCGUCAACACACCGUUCUGGCUGGAUUGGCUCCUCAGUGAUCCAUCCCACUUUCUCACUCCCGAAUUUCUUCACCUCAUCCAUCGCAAGUUCUACGACCACGAUGCAAAGUGGCUCAUUUGCGCAGUUGGUGAUACAGAGAUCGAUUUUCGGUUCUCUGUGUUGCAGGCCAUCACUGGGUUCCGUCAUUUUCAUGGCAGGAUUUCAAAACUUAAACAGGUUGCAGGACGCGCUCAACACAACAUCCAGCGCUCAAUUGUCGCAGUCAGUGCAGACGCAUCACCCGUAAUCGACGACACUCAACUCGCCCGUAUUUCCACGGCCCCCGAAGAAUUUCAUGCCAACAAAGAUGCAAUUAUAGACGGAGGAUUUCGUCGUGGUCAGUGCGGUGGAGUCAUUGAGAACUGGUACAUACCGAAGCUAGAACUCAUGCAGUCCAUAGUUCCGAGCAUAAGGAACACUGGAGUUCCUCUGCAAUGGACUGCCGACACCACCGAGCACGCGCACAUAACGGAAAUCAAGGAUCCUGCUUGCUCGAGCAAUAACAAGAAUUACGAUCCCCAGAUAUGUCGCCACCUUGACCGUACCGAUAAAUGCCGCCACUUUGACCUCGCUAUGAGUCUGCUCAACAAUAUGACAGACUCGAAGUGGCAGGGCUCAGAUGACGUUGGCGAUGUCAACAACAAUGUUGAUCUCGAGGAACCAUGUGCUAUCUAG
Suillus clintonianus is the source of this 2172-nucleotide messenger RNA. RefSeq lists its product as uncharacterized. NCBI's taxonomy places the organism in Eukaryota, Fungi, Basidiomycota, Agaricomycetes, Boletales, Suillaceae. The coding region runs from base 1 to 2172 and encodes 723 amino acids. The record is from RefSeq and is a predicted model, not a curated record. The transcript has 5 exons.